Molecule: messenger RNA, 1505 nt
Organism: Odobenus rosmarus divergens (Pacific walrus)
Lineage: Eukaryota; Metazoa; Chordata; Mammalia; Carnivora; Odobenidae
Gene: TMEM130
Product: transmembrane protein 130
Exons: 8
Coding region: 41-1312 (423 amino acids)
Source: RefSeq, a predicted model, not a curated record
GCCGCGUCCCUCCGGCGCUCCUGCAGCUCCGGGCGCAGCCAUGGCCUCGGCCCUCUGGCCGCGCCUCAGCCGCGUCCUCUGGCUCGCCUGCCUCCUGCCCUUGGCCCCGGCUAGGGUGGCCGCAGGGCUGUAUGAACUGCACCUCACCACCGAUGGCCCUGCCACCACAGGGGCAGAGGUGACCAUCACAGCCAGCCUGGUGGCCAGUGACAAUGGCAGCCUGGUCCUGCCCACCAGCACCCGCCUCUACCGCUUCCACUGGAUCCAUACCCCACUGCUGCUCACGGGGAAGACUGACGAGGCUUUCAGCUCCACCAUCCGUGCCGUGGGGACCGUGCCCGGGGACUUCCCCAUCUCCGUCUGGGUCACGGCUGCCGACUGCUGGACGUGCCAGCCUGUGGCGAGGAGCCUCCUUGUCCUCCCCAUCACAGAGCUCCUCGUGGGGAACCUCGUUGUCACCCAGAACACCUCCCUGCCCUGGCCCAGCUCCUACCUCACCAAGACAGUCCUUAAAGUUUCCUUCCUCCUCCACGACCCAAGCAACUUCUUCAAGAUGGCCUCAUUUCUCUACAACUGGGACUUCGGAGAUGGCACCCAGAUGGUGACGGAAGACGCUAUGGUCUAUUACAACUAUUCCAUCAUUGGAACCUUCACCGUGAAGCUCAAGGUGGUGGCCGAGUGGGAACAGGCAACGCAGAACGCCGGGAAGGGCAUUAUGCAGAAGACAGGAGACUUCUCUGCCUCACUGAAGCUGCAGGAAACCCUUCGAGGCAUCCAGGUCUUAGGGCCCACCCUGAUUCAGACCUUCCAAAAGAUGACAGUGACCUUGAACUUCCUGGGGAGCCCCCCUCUGACCGUGUGCUGGCGUCUCAAGCCCGAGUGCCUGCCGCUGGAGGAAGGAGAAUGCCAGCCCAUGUCGGUGGCCAGCACGGCCUACAACCUGACCCACACCUUCAGGGAUCCUGGGGACUACUGCUUCAGCAUCCGGGCUGAGAACGUCAUCAGUAAGACGCACCAGUACCACAGGAUCCAGGUGUGGCCCUCCAGUAUCCAGCCGGCUGUCUUUGCUUUCCCGUGUGCCACACUGAUCACCAUGAUGCUGGCCUUCAUCAUGUACAUGACCCUCCGGAAUGCCGCUCACCAGAAGGACAUGGUAGAGAACCCGGAGCCGCCUGCCGGGGUCCGGUGCUGCUGCCACAUGUGCUGUGGGCCCUUCUUGCUGGAGACUCCCUCGGAGUACCUGGAAGUUGUCCGCGAGAACCACGGGUUGCUGCCUCCCCUCUACAAAUCCGUCAAAACGUACACCGUGUGAGCGCCCCCCAAUCCCGUGUCAGCGUUAACUGACCGCCAGCUGGGCGCUUCGGACAGGGCGAGCCGCCGAGCAGGAGGGGCGCGCGGGUGCGGGGCUGUCCACCCUGCUGGCCAUCCAUCCGUAUUUCCAGCUGCCGCCAUGAGCCCCCCUCAGCCCCACACCCCCACCAUCUGUCCAUCUGUGCAGUCCAGCC